Messenger RNA from Ooceraea biroi (clonal raider ant), 611 nucleotides. It is a transcript of the gene ND-MLRQ, whose product is annotated as NADH dehydrogenase (ubiquinone) MLRQ subunit. Gene Ontology annotation, cellular component: respiratory chain complex IV. Lineage: Eukaryota; Metazoa; Arthropoda; Insecta; Hymenoptera; Formicidae. The record is from RefSeq and is a predicted model, not a curated record.
CAUCAAUCCUAAAUUGCGCCAUUCUAGUGCUGCGGGAAAACGGAGCGUGGAUACUUGUUACACCUGUAUGUCGGUGGAGGUUCGUCUGGUUCGUCAAGGGCACGGAUCACCACUGUUAUCGCAAUGCAAGGACUCAAUCUCAGUAGCCUAAAAAAGAAUCCAGCCUUGGUCCCACUUUACUUCUGUAUGGGACUGGGGGGAGCCGCUGCAGCUUUGUACUUGUUACGCCUGGCGUUACGUAGUCCCGACGUCUCCUGGAGGAAUAAAAAAGAGGCUGAGCCAUGGAAUGACUACAAAGACAAGCAAUACAAGUUCUAUACCACAAAGAGCUGGGACGAAAAUGCGCCAAAGACCAAGCCACCUGAAUAUUAAGCUACGACUCUUGUGAACUAGUAACAAGAGUGGAGCAAUGUUAGGUUCUCUAGGAGUCCGUUACUGUUAAACGUAAUAUAAUCCUGCUCGACACAGGCUUAUGUAUAAUAUUAAAUAAAGGAAUUAUUUCCAUGUAAUAAAAUUGUUGACACGCAAGAUGAAUAUGGUUUGCAUAUCUCUCAUGCUGUAGAAACAAUGUUUUAUUCAUGGCAAUUCAUGAGUGACAUAGUUUGCUGAAA